GACGUGGCCUUUGAAAGUGGCUUUUGUGUGCAGCCGGGAGACCUGGUUUCAGAUGCCAGCCGGUGCAUCUUCAGGCUCAUUAAUAAUGGAGGCGUCUGACAGGAGCAGCUUUCGCUUGCUUUGUUUCCACUGUAGAUGAAAGGGGACAUGGAUCUUUCUGUUUUGCCCAAUAACAACCAUCCUGACAAAUUCCUGCAGCUUGACGUGAAGUCUUUAAUGAGGAGCUCAACCCUUCUGCAGGCUAGCCUCGCGAGAUUUCCGGGUGGAAAUUAUCCUGCUACACAACACUGGCAAAACCUUGUCUACUCACAGAACCCUGGGAAUUCUCAGAGGAAAUCUGUGAGCUGGAGUGGAAAGCCAGUGGUGAGAAAGCAAGAAGACAGAGAGGAAGACACACACACUGUUGGGGAGAGGGAAAAUAACGCUGCUACUCAACGAACUAAGGGAUUUAUCGGGGAGAGCCCAGUCCUUCCUGACAGCCCUCCACCAUCCGUGUCUCCAGUUAUGAAGAAUAACCCAUUAUAUGGUGACGUAAGUUUGGAGGAAGCUAUGGAGGAAAGAAAAAAGAAUCCUUCAUGGACUAUUGAAGAGUAUGAUAAGCAUUCUGUGCACACAAAUCUCUCCGGACAUCUGAAGGAGAACCCCAAUGACCUGCGCUUUUGGCUGGGGGAUAUGUACACUCCAGGCUUUGACACUUUGCUGAAAAAGAAGAAGAAGCGCAACAAGCGAUCAAAAUUAUGUCACAUGGGUCUGAUUUUACUCGUCGUGUCCUCCAUCUUGGUUACCAUAGUGACACUCAGCGCCUUAUUCGCCUAAGAAAAUUGCAGACGCUUCUUUAAAGCUCUCAAACGCCUUCUAAAUCCUUACAGGGAAACCUGUCUGUGCGUUGCUGACUGUGUGAACUAAAUACUGUUGUCCUGUAGCGUGUGAGUGAGCAUCGCUUGUGGUAUGCUGGCCUCUGCUUUGUUCCGUGAAACGUGUGUGUGAUUCCGGCCUGAGGUUUGUGCUUUGUGACGCAGAUGUUUCCAAGGACCACGGUCGGGAAAGCCUCUCCCUCCGUGCAACCACAACCAAGCUUUAUGAUAGCAGAGGGCAUCAAGGACUGGCAGCUACUUGUCUCGGAGCUCAUCUUGCUUAUCCGGUUUUCACCGCACCAUUCCUUCCUCUCCCCCUGGGCCCUGGGGAAGCUCCAGCCAAUCUAGCCAACUGCUGGGGCAACGGGAAGGCUUCUGCUGAGCUAUCAGUCAGUUUAGAUGUGCUUUCUUUUCCUUUCUCUCUGUUGAAGUUAGAGGGGGAAAGAAAGUGGAAGGGAGACGACGGUCAAACCUAUUCUAAUUUCCCUACUAAUCCUUUAUAACGAUCCAAAUUUAUGUUAGUGUUUUAGCAGAAAUAAACUUGGUCAGCCGUUGGGGUAGAAUCAAUUCCAUUGUACCCAGUUGCCUUUGUGGAUUGGCAGGCACCAACAAGUGGGACCUCUAGUGGCAGUGGGUACAUGCCCACCAGACAUAGGGGGUGGGGACCUGGAGAGACUCCAGGAAAGCUGCCACCCCUGAGUAUUCAGCUGAAUGACAGUUAGGCCUGAACAAAAGAUUGUGCGAGGAGGAAGCCAGCUUAAGGGAGAAGAGUGGCUGCCUCGUAACGGUAGCUUUUGCUUCAAUGGGAAUGUAAUUUCCAGUGCUUGUUGACAGCCUUCUCCUGGGUGCAGGUGCCUGGGAAAAAGCCCCAUGACACAGAGAAUCACGCCUGCCCUGUCCUCCUCCCAGGAAAAUCUUCCCUAAGGUCCUCAGUGUCACGCGUAGUGCUCUGUAGCAUAUGAAACAAGUCUUUUUCUUUUUCCCAAAGAGUGCUGUCCUCUUGUGCCCUUUGAUAACGCCUUACCAUCUCGCUGUAUUGCUCAUAAAGGUACUUGAACUAAGGUGUACAAAACCUAGAGUUUACUGGACAAUAAAUCAUUGUGUACAAA
This is a messenger RNA of Psammomys obesus (fat sand rat), 1963 nucleotides long. It is a transcript of the gene Minar2, whose product is annotated as membrane integral NOTCH2 associated receptor 2. The record is from RefSeq and is a predicted model, not a curated record. NCBI's taxonomy places the organism in Eukaryota, Metazoa, Chordata, Mammalia, Rodentia, Muridae. Bases 136 to 816 code for a protein of 226 amino acids. The transcript is spliced from 5 exons.